Messenger RNA from Xenopus laevis (African clawed frog), 1931 nucleotides. RefSeq lists its product as uncharacterized. Bases 1 to 1863 code for a protein of 620 amino acids. The transcript is spliced from 4 exons. The record is from RefSeq and is a predicted model, not a curated record. Lineage: Eukaryota; Metazoa; Chordata; Amphibia; Anura; Pipidae.
AUGGCGGCUGCUCAAGUUAUAGAGGAGCUGAGCUGCUCCGUGUGCCGGGAGAUUUAUACAGAGCCUGUAACCCUCCCGUGUGGCCAUAACUUCUGCCUGAGAUGUAUUGAGAGAACAUGGGAAGGUGAGAAGAGGAAUUUUGGGGAUAAUCCCUCGUGCCCUGAAUGUCGGCGGAGAUAUGGGAAACGUCCUGCACUGAACAAGAACAUGACUGUGUGUAACAUAGCAGAGCGAUUUCAUGUGACUGACCCACAUCAUGGCGACAUAUGGAUCCCCUGCACUUACUGUGACCCCCCUGUAGCUGCUGCUGAAUCCUGUUGGUACUGUCAGGUGUCUGUGUGUUCUUAUCAUGUGCGGCUACACAGCAAGUCAAUAGUACAUACAUUAACUCUACCAACUGCUUCAUUCUGGCACAGCAAAUGCUCCGCACACAGCGAACUGCUCCGAUAUGUCUGUACUGAGGACGGGGCCUGUGUCUGUGUGUCCUGCUGUCUGGCUGGGGAGCACCGGGGACACAGGGUGGAGCUGCUGAAUGAGGAGAAUAUGGAGAAAUACAUUCAAGUGAUGCGCUAUUCAGAGCUGAAAUACAAAGAGAACUGCUCCGUGUGCCGGGAGAUUUAUACGGAGCCUGUAACACUACCGUGUGGCCACAGCUUGUGCCUGAGUUGUAUUGAGAGAACAUGGGACUGGCAGAGAGAGAGGAAGAAACGUUGCCCUGAAUGUGGCCAGAGAUACAGGAAAGAGCCUCAGCUUAAGACAAAUGUGACUCUAUGUAACUCAGCAAAGCCUUUUCUUCUCUACAAAAAGACUGGGACCCGCCCUAUGUCUGCAGUGAAGUGGGAUUCGUGUCUGACCUGCUCCGUGUGCCGGGAGAUUUAUACAGAGCCGGUAACCCUGCCGUGUGGCCAUAACUUCUGUCAGGACUGUAUUGGGAGAACAUGGAAAGAGCAGAGAGAGAAGAGUAGAACUCCUUCCUGCCCUGAAUGUGGAGACAGAUGUAUGAUCUUCCCUGGACUGUACAAGAACCCCAGUCUGGGUCACAUUGUGCAGAGAUUCACUCAGAGCGAUACUUUCCUCUCAGUCUUCUGCACUUACUGUCUCCACUCAGUUGUCCCCUCAGCUGUUCCAGCAACUAAAUCCUGCCUGCACUGUGCCGCCUCUCUGUGUGAGGAUCAUGUGACACAGCACAGCCAAUCACCAGAACAUGAAUUAACUGACCCCGCCACAAGAUGCUCCGCCCACCAGGAGCUGCUGAGAUAUUUCUGCACUGAGGACGGGGCCCGUGUCUGUGUGUCCUGCUGUCUGGCUGGGGAGCACCGGGGACACAGGGUGGAGCUGCUGAAUGAGGCCACAGACAUAAGAAAUAUUCAAGCCAAACUCAUCUGCUCCGUGUGCCGGGAGAUUUAUACAGAGCCAGUAACCCUGCAGUGUGGCCAUAACUUCUGCCUGAGAUGUAUUGAGAGAACAUGGGAAGAGCAGAGGGAGAAGAGAGAAGAUCCUUCCUGCCCUGAAUGCAGACAGACAUGUAUGAGACAGACAGAAGUGAGCAAGAACCAUUCAAUGUAUAACAUAGUGCAGUUACUUGUGCCUGAGCAGCAUCAUGGUGCCACCUCUUGUGUAUCCAAGCACAGCAAGUCAGCAGAACAUGUCUCAUCUGAACCCAGCGCUUCCCAAACAAACUGCUCCGCACACAGCGAACUGCUCCGAUAUCUCUGCACUGAGGAUGGGGCCCGUGUCUGUGUGUCCUGCUGUCUGGCUGGGGAGCACCGGGGACACAGGGUGCAAAUGUUCCAUCAGGAGGAAAUAAGAAACGGUUUUAGUAAGCUAAGUCUAGAUACUGAUAUGUAUGAGUGGGGCCUUUGACUAUAUAAAGGCACAAGGCUGCAGGCUGAGUUAUACAGGGAACUCUGAGUAUCACUCAUGUAUUAUAA